Aphanomyces invadans is the source of this 2983-nucleotide messenger RNA. RefSeq lists its product as hypothetical. The transcript is spliced from 2 exons. The record is from RefSeq and is a predicted model, not a curated record. Gene Ontology annotation, cellular component: endoplasmic reticulum; endoplasmic reticulum membrane. Gene Ontology annotation, biological process: protein folding in endoplasmic reticulum. Bases 25 to 1491 code for a protein of 488 amino acids. Gene Ontology annotation, molecular function: protein-disulfide reductase activity; thiol oxidase activity; FAD binding. NCBI's taxonomy places the organism in Eukaryota, Oomycota, Saprolegniomycetes, Saprolegniales, Verrucalvaceae.
UCACACUUUCGAUUCCAAGCCAUCAUGGGCAUGUUGUCGGCGACCCGCGCCGCGCUUCUUGGAACCAUCGCCUCGACUGUGACGUUGAAUGCAUCUGCGACAGCUACCAGUGGAACAUACAGCGCCCUCCUCCCGCAAGACGUGGUUCGCAACCUACAAUGCCACGUGUGCCGCACCCCCGAAUUGACUGGCAGCGUCGGUGACUCUUGCUGCAACUACGAGACGGUGAACACGGCGACGAUCGAGCACUUUCAUCCGCUCCUGGAUGAACUGCGCAAACUGUCGUUCUUUCGAUACUUUAAAGUCGACUUAAACCGAGAAUGCCCGUUCUGGAGCGUAAACAACGUAUGCAUGAACCGCGAUUGCUCCGUGUGCGAGUGCCCAUCUGAAGAGAUCCCGUCCAAAUGGUAUGCACAGGACCAAGCUGAGAAGGAGCAACGAGAAAGUUGGCAUUCCUCCGAACCCUGCGACGAUCAACAAGGCGAAGGCGAGCUGUCUAAAGUAGACCGAACUAACGCGGCCGUGGGCAAGUCGUUCCUAGCGUGGGUCGACAAGAAAGACCCUGCUGAGAAUGCCGACCACAUGGUGUACAUCAACCUGCUCGAGAACCCCGAACGAUUCACAGGGUACGCCGGGUUGUCGGCCGCUCGUGUGUGGAAGGCGAUCUACUCCGAGAACUGCUUUGUGUCGCAGGAGCUGUGCCUCGAAGAACGCGUGUUUUACCGACUUAUUUCGGGGCUCCAGGCGUCCAUCAGCACGCACAUCGCGUUGGAGUUCCGAAUGGGGAACGCAUGGGGACUCAACACCGAGAUGUUUGUUGAACGAGUGGGUAAAUUCCCCGACCGCCUGCAGAAUUUGUACUUUACGUACCUGUUUGUCCUUCGCGCGGUCGGUCGGUACCGCGACGUUCUCCUCCACUACGACUUUGAAACUGGCAAUGCCGCCGACGACGCGCGCGCCUCGACGAUCUUGAAGUCGCUCUUUGAUGUUGACAAUCACGCGUACAAUGCCAGCUGCCGCGCGCCGUCCGACAGUCGCGCUGUGCUGUUUGGAUUCAACGAAACGAUGCUGUUUUCCAAUUCGAUGGAGAACAUGUUCCUCAACCAAAACGACCUCGAGCGGCAGCGGCGCCAGUUUAAGCAAAAAUUUGAAAACAUUUCGCGCAUCAUGGACUGUGUCACGUGCGAAAAGUGCCGACUGUGGGGGAAGAUUCAAGUGCUCGGCCUUGGCACGGCGAUCAAGAUCCUUCUCGCUGACGACGUGUCGACCAUGCCCCCUCUCCACAGGAACGAAAUGAUCGCGCUCAUCAACGUUCUUCACCGACUGUCCGAAUCGGUCGAGGGCGUUACGCGGUUCCGACAACUCGAGUUUGAAAACGCCAUCACGAAGCUCCUCCAAUGCAUUGUCGGCGCCAUUACGAUUGUCGUUGUCGGAAUCCUCGUCCAGCGCCGCCGUAAGCAGCCCGCUCUCUCAAAGCAAAAACCCAAUUAAUUAUCCAUACAACUUUAUGUCGCACUGGUCAAGCCAUGUUUUGCGACCACAACUCGUCGCAGCGGGCGCCGCACCGUCCACGUCCAUCGAGGCAUGAGGUCCAUGCAGCAAGGAUGCCAACGGACGCAAGGGAUAUAAUUCGCCACACACAGACGACUUUGCGAUCACGAGGGGUAGUGGCCCGACGCCGCCUCACCGGCGAAGUGGCGGAAUCCUCGAGAAACAGCAUUCCCGUGCAUUUGUACAGACAACACGUGCCUCUGCUUCCCGACGGACGUCUUGCCGCCUCUUAGUUGAUCAUGUCGGUGAGCUUCGGCAUCAGCUACAUGCCAUGAUGGACGAUGUAGUGUCCCCAAGGUAUUCGCUGAUGCGGAUUGCAUUGCCAAUGUGCGUCUGUCGGGUCAGAGUCCCUCAGGGAAUGCUUUGCUUCCCGGUUAAUUCGGAUUAAAGUUCACUUGGAGGCGGCCACCGAAGAACGACCCGCUGAACGAAAACGAGUCGUCUUCGACCGUGCGCGUCGGAAUUGGUGGCGGAUCCAUGAUCUUGACUGCUUUCCGCUCAGUUAGCUUGACAUGCGUGGUACAAUUGCGCGCUGGGGUGGUCGUGACCUGCAUGUCCUUUGGGCAUGGCUUCACGUACUCGACACACCCCGAGCCCGAGAUGGACCCGUGCAACGCUUCCAUGGCUUGUGUGACGAUGGUGCCCGUCCCCACGACGGACACUGCCGCGUGAUUCGCCAACAGCGCACUUGUCACGAUCUUUCCGGACCCAUACAACGUCAGUUGGUGCUGGUCCACCGACCCAGCAUGGGCAUAUCGGAGUGUUCCCGACCCCACCACGGUCGACACGACGUCGUACGAAACGAGGUUUGCGACAUCGAAUAGUGUCGAACCGGAUCCCGUCGUUGUGCACGAGAUCGAAGCGGAAGAAAUGUGGUUUCCGUGGAAUCGAAUGCCGCCGCUCCCUUGAACAGUCGCCACGAGCGUCUUGGAGACCGAGAGCUGGGGGACGAUGCACGCAAUGGUCCCAGACCCGGUUAGCGUGACAUACAGCUCUUGGACGUUAAAGUCCUUGAGAUAGUUGACGUACACGCUACCAGUUCCCGUCUUUUGAAUGGACACGGAAGAGUGAGCCAACGUCCUGUCUUCCAGCACCACGCGACUGCUUCCGAUGGACUCGACGGACGUGAGCGGGUGCGUCUCAUCAAGAAAGACUUCCAUGAGAAUCCGUCCCUCUAUAUCAGUGGCAGGAUCGACGCUCAGAUCAAGCACCCGUCCACCCAUUCGAUGCAAGUGCACACGGGCUUGGAUCGCAUCAAGGUCUGCCGCUGAGCCGGACGCGUGGACGACUGUCGUGCCGGCGGCCGCCACUUUAGACUUGCUGUCGUGGCAACUCACAAACACUUUGCCAGGGAUGGAUUCACGCAGGCUGCGGACGUCCGACUCCUUGAACACCCACGAUCGUGUUGUCGGCGGCGUUGCUUGUCCCAUCG